Messenger RNA from Styela clava, 1608 nucleotides. Its product is annotated as protein Wnt-16-like. Gene Ontology annotation, molecular function: cytokine activity; frizzled binding. The record is from RefSeq and is a predicted model, not a curated record. Lineage: Eukaryota; Metazoa; Chordata; Ascidiacea; Stolidobranchia; Styelidae. Gene Ontology annotation, biological process: canonical Wnt signaling pathway; cell fate commitment; neuron differentiation. Gene Ontology annotation, cellular component: extracellular region.
CUCAGGCUUGGUGUAUGUCUUUACCUGGCUUAGUUUCGAAACAGCGAAAAAUGUGCCUAGAAAAUCCUGAUUUGGUUGCCGCAGCAAUGCAAGGAACAGAUUUGGCUGUAAGGGAAUGUGAGCGUCAGUUUAAAUAUGACAGAUGGAAUUGUACCUUAAUUUUAACAAACAUGAGUGAUCGAAAGCGAGAAAAAUAUGCAACAGAAUCUAGUGAUCAAUCAGAUGAAUCUUCAGGAGAAGUACUAACUCCUGGGCUUAAAAAUGCAACAAGAGAAGGGUCGUUUAUUCAUGCGAUUAUGAGUGCUGGCAUUGCACAUGCAGUUACAGUUGCCUGUAGGAGAGGAGAAUUGGCGGGCUGCCACUGUGACAAAAGUGUUUCUAAACUCAACGUAGCUAUGGAAAUUUUGAGAGAAAUGAUUGCAUGGGACGAAACAAAUUCCAGCGACCAGAACCAGAAAGUGGCGAAGGCGGCUUUGGAAGCAAUUAGAAAAAGAAGGCUUUAUGGAGAUGCAGCUGGUCAUUUUUUAAGGAACAGAACGACCACCCGAAAAUUAGUAAGAGUGAACACAAAUUCUCCGAUAUCAUGGGAACAAGAAGUAGAAAAAAUAAGCUGGGGAGGGUGCAGUGAUGACGUGAAGUACGGUGUUCGAUUCAGCAGACGGUUUUUAGAAGCACCAUAUAAGGGCAUCUCAUAUAAAAAACGAACGCCGAGAGACGACGUAAAACUGCACAAUGGAGAAGUCGGGCGAAGGAUGGUGCAAGAUUUGACGAAAGUGCAUUGCAGGUGUCAUGGGAUGUCGGGUGCCUGUACUGCGCAAACAUGUUGGAUGCAAAUGGCGAGUUUUCAUGAAAUUGGAGAUUCGUUGAAGAGAAAAUUCGAAUCAGGUGUGAAGGCAUUAGGAGAACCAAAACGCCGUAGGCGUCUUCGACAUGUAACAGUGAACUCAUACGACAUAGAUAGCGGGCGCUUGCGAAAGGUGCCGAAGACACAGCUGGCGUUCAUCAACGAGUCUCCGAACCUGUGUCUGGAAAAUCAAACUCUCGGUAUACUGGGAACAGCAGCAAGACAGUGUUUGAAACAUUCGGGAGACAAAGGCGACUGUCGUGUACUUUGCUGUGGACGAGGCUACAAUACAAGACAAAUUAAAAUUCAACGAAGAUGUAAAUGCAAAUUUAUUUACUGUUGUGACGUUCAGUGCGAGAUAUGCGACGAAGUUAAAAAUGAAUAUACAUGUAAGGUUUGAACGCUGUUUAAUAUAAUAAUCGCCGUUAUAAGGCAUUCGCACCGAUACAACAUGAUACAAUACAAUUUAUUUAAGCAUCCUGAAAACACAACACUCAUGUACAAUAAGAGUUACUGGAUAGAAUUUAUGGUAAUUCCGACUGUAAUAAUUUUAUAUAUAUAAUUGAAAAACAAUUUUGCACCAGACCCUGUGAUAUCAAGUGAUCAAAUCUGUUGCUAUUAAUUUUCAUAAAUGCACUUAUGUCGGUUUAAUCAAGUUUUCUGGCCCUAACACAAUCUCAAAAAGGAUUGAAUUUUGCCCCGUUUAUUGUUUUGACUUCAACCCAGUUCGUGGCAAAAAUUUUAAAAUUAGUAUUUUCUUUGGC